AUGGCAGAUACCUCGGUUGUUGAGCCACCAGCUCCUAUUUCCAUCACCAACCCCGAAACCCUUGACCAUAAUGCCGAAGACAGGAUUGUGGCGACAACCGGCACCGCAGGCGACACUCUGCAAGGAGAUCAGCAGCUCCAAUCAGUUAAAAAGACCAAGAUCAUUCGCAGGAAGAAACGCCCAGCGAGGAUACAAGUCGACGCGUCAACUAUCAAAGCCGAGCCCGCGCAGCAACCGGGACUAGACUAUAACAUUUGGUACAACAAAAGCGGCGACAACGACGACAAAUAUGGCCUCAGUCAACCCGCGCCCAGUCGCUGCAAUAUUGCGCGUGACUCGGGAUACACUCGCGCCGAUCGCAUUCCGGGGUCAUUCUUCUGGUUCAACCCUAACAUGGACUGCUUUGGGAGAGACAAGCACAGCGAUUACAAGGAAGAUAUGUCCGGAGUGGGCUCGUUCACACGCCAAAAUAGGACAAUCUACGUGGGCCGGAUUACAGUUUCCGAUGAUAUUGAAGAAGUGUGCUCAAGGCAUUUUGCCGAAUGGGGUCAAAUCGAAAGAACCAGAGUGCUUACCGGACGGGGCGUGGCUUUUGUGACCUACUCGUCAGAAAGUAAUGCGCAGUUUGCUCUAGUUGCGAUGCAGAACCAAAGCUUGGACCAUGAGGAAAUUCUUAACGUACGAUGGGCAACGGUCGACCCGAACCCAAUGGCACAGAAGCGCGAGGCACGCCGGUUAGAAGAGCAAGCUGCCGAGGCAGUGCGCCGGGCUCUUCCUGCAGCUUUUGUAGCAGAGAUCGAAGGCCGAGAUCCCGAGGCCAAGAAGCGGAAGAAGAUCGAGGGAACUUUCGGACUACAGGGCUAUGAUGUUCCAGAUGAUGUGUGGCAUGCCAGAACCCGUCAAUUGGAGGAUGCGAGCCAGGCUGCUCAGCUAGAGGCACCUGAACAACCUUUGAUGAUCGAGUCUGCUUCAGUUUCGGCACAGGAGCAGCAGCCCCAGAGUAAUGGCAUCUUCUCCAGCUCUGCUGUUGCAGCCCUGCACAGUCUUAAUGGUGGUAGGGUAACGACCCAGGCAUCCAAAGCUACUGCUGGACCGUUGGUCGGCUACGGCAGCGACGAUGAGAGUGACUGA
This is a messenger RNA of Penicillium digitatum Pd1, 1131 nucleotides long. The record is from RefSeq and is a predicted model, not a curated record. Lineage: Eukaryota; Fungi; Ascomycota; Eurotiomycetes; Eurotiales; Aspergillaceae.